UAUUGCCUAUGAUUUGAGCGAGGGAAGGCCAGGAUGUGACAGUUUGAGUAUAUUUGAUCGCGUAUAAGAGAAUUAUAUAAAUUGCGUUAUUGUAUAUAUUACUGUUAUUUGUUUGCACGUUUUGAGUAUGUUAAAGUUUCGAUUAGGAUGCAUUUCACAUUGUGAAGUGAGAUUGACUUCGUAAGGUGGAUGUCUGAUGCAAAGCUCUGGUGAAAACAAUGAAAAAGAAAUCUGCUGUCCAUCUCUGCCUUGUAGGAGGGUUAAUUCUCCUUACGGCUCAAUUAAGCCUUCUUGUGUUACUCCUGUAUCCAUACAAUCAGUACCAUAUACAUUUUCUGAAGGAUGUUGGGGCAUUUGUCAACAUAUCUUCUAAAUUGCAUAUGUCAGUAUUUGUAGUUGACAGUGAAACCUUACAGCACUUUAUAAACCAGAAAAAUGAACACAAAACACAAUGUGUUCUUUGUGAAGCUAGGCAUCCAGCAACAUUUGUUACAUUAUUUAGGGGAUUUAAACAGAGUGUUGAGUUUAUGUCUGUGUUACAAGAAGCUGGAUUCCAUGUUGUUGUCUUACAAAAUACAAAUCCACCAGAAGUACCAUCUGGUAUUUCUAUAAAUGUACCAAUCUGUUACUUGCUCAAGAGAAAUAUUGUGAUACAUCUUGUACUAUUUCAUGAGAGGGAGGGAAAUUACUGGUGGCAUGGUAACCUCCUGAGUGACCCAAGAGCAAUAUCUGAACUCUCAAGUUUUGGCUUGUCACUGCACAGUGCACAAAUGAUGAAGACUGAAGGAGCCUUUGACAAGUUUGAAACAGAAUUGGUUCAUAUGGAUCAUAUUCCUGUUCUAAUACCAAAGGACAUUUCUCGUUUCUUACGUGAUACCAGAAGUUCAAGGUACAUUGAAUGCAAUCACAUAUUGGCAGAUUUAUUUUACCGAUCUCAUGGUAAAGAUACAACACAUGAAGCUUUGAGGUUUGUCCACAGAGCAUGGAAACUGCUGUCAAAAGCCAAGACGCUAUUGGACAAACUUGGAGUCCGAUUUUGGCUAAGCAGUGGCACAUGUCUAGGUUAUUUCCGUCAGUGUGACAUCAUCCCAUACAGUAAAGAUGUAGACAUAGGGAUCUUCAUAACAGACUACAGUGAAAAGAUACUGCCAGAAUUUUUAGAUCAUGGCUUUACAUUGAAGCACUGGUUUGGGAGAGUGAAUGACAGUCUGGAGUUGUCCUUGUCCAGUGGAGAACUUAAGCUGGACAUAUUUUUCUUCUAUGAAGAUGGACAGUUUUUGUGGAAUGGAGGCACACAGGCAAAAUCUGGGAGAAAGUUCAAGUAUGUGUUUCCACGUUUCACUCUCUGCUGGACAGAGUUUCUGGAGCUGAAAGUGAGGGUGCCUUGUGAGACACAGGCUUACAUCGAGGCCAACUAUGGAUCUGAUUGGUUCACUCCAGUAACACGUUGGGACUGGAAAAGUAGUCCAUCAAAUGUGAGAGAGAAUGGGGAGUGGCCAGCAGAGGAUUGGGCUGAAGUAAUGCGAGUAUACAAUUGAUUCUGGUAAUUAUUCCUGAACUUUACGCUUAUUUGUUUGGUUGCUCUCAACCAUUCAAGUAAUUUAAAUGCCUAUUCAUAUUUAUUAGCUUAAUCUUUAUAAUUAUAUAACAUGGGAUGUUGGAAUGCCAGUUCAGUUCUCUAUCAGUUCAAAAAUACAUUUUUUUAAAAUGAGUUAUUUAGUUAGCAUAAAUAUUUUAGCUAAUUAAGUUAAACAAAAGCUUGCUGUAAGUGUUCAGAUAGAAGCCCAGGGCCCUCUAUUUUCAAUCUUUCUAUUAGUUUUCAGCCAGUAUUUAGGUCCAGGAAGAAGAAUUAUUUAUGCCCUUAUGUAAACUAGGCAUUAUAAAGAACCUGUCUCUACCAAAACUAAAUUUCUGUGACAGUUUUUAGAGGCAUUCCGUACCAAAUUAGAAUUUAUCAAGUAGUUCAAAAGAUGAAAUGUGGAUGACUAGACAGAUUGACACAUUUCCUCAUAAGACAUUUGUUGCACUUUUUAUGUGCUUAUGGAUUGUCUAGCAAUUUUAAAUGCUGAGAUAAUUGAUAUGCAUCAUAUGUUGAAUGGAUCAGUAGAAAGUUUAAAAGAAUGUAUGAAUCGUCAUUAAAAUGAUUCCAUUUGCACAAAUUUGGUUGUCAUAUCACUGUGGAAAAUUUUUAAUUGCUGUGUUGUAAAUUUUAUUCAGUCAAGUGCCACCUUAUAUAUCUGGCCAUUGUUUCUUGUUAUAUUAAGGGACAUUGAAUGUGAUUUCAUUGUUAAUUAUUUACAUACUGAACUGAGAAAGAAGUUGUUGACAUCAUACAUCAUUGGUGUUUCAUAUAAAAAACUAUUUCACUGGAGGUAAUCUGUAUUUCAUUGGUAAAUAAAGUGUUGUACUUAUGAAAAUU
This is a messenger RNA of Zootermopsis nevadensis, 2419 nucleotides long. Its product is annotated as ribitol-5-phosphate transferase FKTN. NCBI's taxonomy places the organism in Eukaryota, Metazoa, Arthropoda, Insecta, Blattodea, Termopsidae. The record is from RefSeq and is a predicted model, not a curated record.